AUGGAUGAAGAUAAGAGAUUUUCAAUCUUUUAUAUACGUAAGAAAUUCAAAAAAAAAGAGGAUUUAAACAAGAUGGAAUCCAGCAAAAUCAAAGUGGGUGAAAGUGAAAACAGAUUAUCCGGGAGCAAAGUUGUAGUAGCGAGAACCUCAGUCAAACGGAGAAAAAGUGAGAGAAUAAAAGGAAAAUGGCUUUCAAGGGUACCCGGAAACCCACCGGACAAGCCAAUAAUACUGGAUGAAUCGGACACAGAAGAAGGAUCACCUUUACAGGUUGAGCGUGUUAAAAAACAUAAAGAAACAAUAGACAGCAAAGUAUCGUCCACACAACAACCGCCUGCCGGUACCCUUCUGUCUGACAUUGCACAUCUCUUUCCGAACGUAAUGGAUAAAGAUGUCGUAUUACAGUCGGAACCAAACGAAAAAAGUGAAAUUCCCAUAUCCGCCACAAACAAAAAGGGAAACGAAACCGGUAAGAAGAGGAAGCACAAAGAGGCUGGAAUCAUACCGGAAGAAAAGAAAGCUGCGACUGUACAAACGGUUAAGCCGAUUAAAGAAGCAGCACACGAGGAAUUGGUGCACGAUGUGUUCGGAGUACCGAGAGGGAAUGAAGAAAUAAAGGAAGUAGCGAGGGCAAGGGCUGAUUUCCACGAGGUUGUGGCAGAAUGGAAAGCACAAUUCGAAAGUGAUCCUGCACGCUUGACGCCUGUUCAGUUCAAAACAUACAUGCAGGGGCAACAAGCGAGCGGACGGAUCUUUGUGUUGAACUUUUUGUUGUUCUACAACACACUUCUGGGAGAGACAACUACGAAUUCAUCAAUUAAUAUGAAGUUUUUACCAGCAUUGCAUCGAGGGAAGGAUAUCAAAAGUUUUAACUGGUGUGAGUACAUGAUCAGGUGUCUGAAUCGAACGGUGGAAGCAUGGACACCAAAGGAGCCCUUCCUUGGACCAAUGCCAUUGCUAGUGGCUGCGUUGAUACGUGACCAGAAGAUAUACAAAGAAGGUGAACAAAGAGCAGCGCAUCUCAUCGAAGAUAUCAAUGAUGACGAUAUCGAGGCAGUGAGCAUAAAGUUGGACUCGGUCAGAUUAGAUCAAAUCUUAGUGGAAGAGUACGAGUUGCAACCGGAACAAAGGUAUCCAUUUGCAAAAAAGAGUGAUGAUGACAUCGAAGCAGAAGUAGUGAAAACAAAGAAAAAAAAUGAACCGAAGGCUGAAAAACACAUUACCAAGUGUGUUCCUGAAAAAAAGAAAAAAACAUUCACUGAAAAGAAGCUGCCGAAAGCCGGAGAGGCUGGGAAGAAGAAAAUUUUAAAUGAAAGUGUUCCGGAAAAUGCGCGUGUUGUAGAAGAAAUACCGGUUAAUGCGGGUUUCCAAGCCGAUUUCGCAGAUUGCAUGAAUGAAGAAGCUGGCCAGGAACGAGUGCCUAUUAUAGAUACAUCCGAUAUAGAAAGAUACUACCGAGAAACCGGCGAGUGGGGACAAACACAACAAAGUCAGCCGGGAAUUAGCUCAUCUAUGGCAUCUCAAUAUGGAUCGACACCAGCGACACAAAGCGACGAGGUACAUGCGGGAAUGUUGGAGGUUUUCUUGAAUCAAUUCGACGAAUGUGUAAAAAGGAUAACCGACACUUUUACAGAAGGUUUCCAAUUGUACCCCCAAAGUGAAAAAAUCAAAGAAGUACACAAAUUGUGGACAGAUAAGUUGAAAAAGGUCGGAUCAACGUGUACGACAACCGAACAACCACAAACUCCUGAUGAUAAAACACCGGAAAAAGAGGCAAAUAAGGAGAAUUUGGAUAUGUCACAGUUGUCGCAGUGGACACCUUCAUUGGCCGAAGAGGUAUGCAAGACGGUUGACAAGACAACCACGCAGACGACUCAGCUUGCAGUAAUUGAGCCGCCCGCACAGAAGACUCAGGUUGACGAAAUGGAGAAGACCGCACUCGCCGUCACACCAAUCUCCCAGAAAACACAGGAAGAGUACGAAUAUACAAUUAGACGUGGGCGGCUAAUACACGAUCUGGACCUUGGAAAGCCGAAAAUAAGACCGGAAAGACAAACAGAGUUGACCGAUGCUCUAAGGUCACCUUACGUCAAGCGGGCAGUGUCGAUUAAGGCAAAGCUUGAAAACGCUGAGCUCUCCGUCAGCUCAUACAUGUUUUCAGCCUGGGGUUCAAUGUGGGAUGUUGUCUUCAGAACUAAGAAAGGAGUGCCGGUGAUGAGAUCUCCGCUCGAAUCAUUAUUGCCGGGAAUCGAGGUGCACAUAUUGGUAAUAAGCGCGUGGGCGGAUUUGUUGAAUUACGAAGAAAAAUUCAAGCUAAAGGGAAGCAUCGCACGCCUGUUCUGUUCAGUCAAUAUGUUGAAUGAAGACGACUACAUUAAAAAUGCAAAAUCAAGAGCAAAAACGUUCGGAGACAACAUGGAACCGGUUUUAGUUUCAGCUGAUGUCAAAAAGAUACCUGAACAUGCCCUCAUCUUUGUACCAGUCUUACACGAAGCUCAUUUCUAUUGUGUAUGCUUUAAUUUAAAGGACAUGAAGGUAGAAGUUUUGGACAACAGCGCUAAGGAUGUCUCAAUGCAAGCGAAAUACAAAAAAAGGCUGGAAAAAUUGCGUGAUGCUUUAUCGGUGUACUUGGAAAAAAAUGGGCAUCCGGCGGGCGGGGUGAUCGAUAAGGUUGAGCCGGUACGAUUGGAAAUGCCAUGGCGUACAAAAAAUAAUGUAAUCGAUUGUGGCGUCUUCCUGAUGCGCCAUAUGGAAACAUACAAGGGCGUAUCUGGAAAAGGUUGGGAAUGCGGAUUCUCAAAUGAGUGCACUGAUGCGGGUGAGAUUUCAUACAAGCAAAGCAAAGAGAUUGAUGAUCUCCGGCGUAAGUACAUUACGAAGAUGCUCCUAAGUGAAGGAAACGAGUACAGAGGUUUUGUUAAAGCCGAGGUUGCUAAAUAUAACAAGUUGUCGGCGGAUGAAAAAAAGAGGCUAGAAUCAAAAGCCUAUGACACAAUCCUUGCAAGAUUGGAUAACUAG
Molecule: messenger RNA, 3018 nt
Organism: Helianthus annuus (common sunflower)
Lineage: Eukaryota; Viridiplantae; Streptophyta; Magnoliopsida; Asterales; Asteraceae
Exons: 12
Coding region: 1-3018 (1005 amino acids)
Source: RefSeq, a predicted model, not a curated record